GGUAGAACGUCAGAGUUAUGUACCGACCGCUGACGGUCUGUUGUUUACUCGCGACCACGUGGUUAUCGGUGGACGCCGGUGCCGUCGGCAUCGAACAAAACCAGAAGGAGAACGUGCGGAAUUCGAUCACCUUCGACGUCAACGAAAAUCUUCGAAUAACGGCGAGCAAAACGGAAGACUUUCUGGAGUUGAGGUUAGGGGUGAGGAACGCCACUGGCGUCGCGAGAGGCAUGAAGACCUCGAUGCAAAAGUUGGUGCCCUACGUCGCGGUGCCAGCCCUGGUGAUGGCCGGCAUCAUGCCUUGGGUGAUGCCCGGACUACAGCUCGCCACCACCGCCGUCACCAUGAUAAACCAGAUGGCGUUCACGUCGUCUUUGGUGAUGUUGAUACGCAGCUACAUUUUCGAUCCCAAGCCGGACGAGCAUGUCGUUUAUAUCAAUCACGGGUACAAAAAUAAGGGCGUCGAGGGCAACGACUACAAACGGUGAUGAAGUUGGAUUAUUUGUGU
Molecule: messenger RNA, 508 nt
Organism: Cylas formicarius (sweet potato weevil)
Lineage: Eukaryota; Metazoa; Arthropoda; Insecta; Coleoptera; Brentidae
Exons: 1
Coding region: 18-488 (156 amino acids)
Source: RefSeq, a predicted model, not a curated record